CCCAACACAACAGUCAUGUUUGCAACGUAUAGUUAGCAACGCUGCACUGUAGCUACAUUUUUAGCUGCUGUAAAUGAUUCACUUCUUACCCCGGUUGUUCUUCUUUCUCUAUAAUCAUGAACAGGACGCACCUGAAGCGGUUCACUAUCUUGAGGAUGGCUCUGUCCGGCUCAGAAACGAUGGACCAGGACGAACAAGGAGAGACUUUCUUAUUCCGGGCUUGCAGAAUAGCGGCUGUGGUUGCACUGUACUGGUUUAUUUCAAUAACAAUGGUGUUCCUUAAUAAUUAUCUGCUGGACAACCGAGACUUGGACGCGCCGCUGUUCGUCACUUUUUAUCAGUGCGUGGUGACGGUUGGUCUGUGCUGGCUCAUGCAGCUGCUGUCCAAGUUGUGCCCGGGGCUCAUCGACUUCCCGUCGGUCAGAUUCGACUUGAAGACGUCUCGGGAGGUCCUGCCGCUGUCCAUUGUGUUCAUCAGCAUGAUCACCUUCAAUAACCUGUGCCUGAAAUACGUCGGAGUGGCUUUUUACACUGUCGGCCGUUCACUCAGCACAGUUUUCAAUGUGCUGCUGUCGUAUGUCAUCCUGAAACAAACCACAUCUUACCAAGCCUUACUGUGCUGUGGGAUCAUACUUGGUGGAUUCUGGCUUGGCGUGGACCAGGAAGGUAUGGCGGGGUCCCUGUCCUGGUCAGGCGUCUUUUUUGGGGUACUUGCCAGCGCUUGUGUUUCUCUCAAUGCCAUCUUCACCAAGAAGGUGAUGCCAGCAGUGGACGGAAACAUCUGGAAACUGUCCUAUUACAACAACAUUAAUGCCUGCGUCCUCUUCCUGCCGCUCAUUGUCGUGUUUGGAGAGGUGGGUCGCAUCGCCAGCUUCAGCCGCUUCACUGACCUCGGGUUUUGGGGUAUGAUGACACUCGGAGGAGUGUUUGGUUUCGCCAUCGGCUACGUCACAGGUCUCCAGAUUAAGUACACCAGUCCUCUCACGCACAACGUCUCAGGGACGGCAAAGGCCUGUGCGCAGACUGUUAUUGCAGUGGUGUACAACUCCUCCAGUAAAAGCCUGCUGUGGUGGACCAGUAACAUGAUGGUUCUCGGCGGCUCGUCAGCCUACACUUGGGUUAAAAGUCUAGAAAUGAAGAAGACUCCCCUCAAAGACUCUCAGGACUCGGCCAAGGAAAAACUGCUUUCAGGGGAGAAAAGCGGUUUGGGAGUGUAGCCAUUGUGCAGGGUAACAAUAGGCUAAGAAACCUGUAGCCUUUAACCAUGUGGCGUGAGAAUGUGAAAUAAUGUAAUAUUAAGAAUAUGAGUAAGUAGCAGUUUUAGUAGUACAUGCACGGAAUCAGUGAUUUGGGUUGGGUUUAAUAGUCUUGUGGGUUUUAUACAGUUUGACUCGAGGUAUGAAGGCAUUUGUAUGUAUAUAUAUAUUUAAAGCUUCAUAUUCAUUUGAGGCAUUUUUAAAAUUAUUUUUAAAUUAUAUUACAGAGAAAUAUAAUAAUGUGUCUUUUAUGCUCUAGUCUACAGAUGAAGGAAUAAAGGAAGUUUUUAUUCACAGGGAGGGAAGAAGCAUUUACUCAGUUUGAGAGUUAUUGGCAUCAUAUUGAAAUAUAAGCUUUUCUAUAUCUAUUGUUUAAUUCUGAUCAUGAUAUUUUUCUUAGAAGGGGUGUCGGACAUGCAAAAUUUUUUUUAUGAAAUGUCACAAUCAUGGCAAUGUUUGAAGGGGAAUUUAUCUGUUAUCUCAAAUAUGAACAGAGCCAAGGCAGCAGGAUAUCUGUAGUUUAUGGAAGGCACGACAGACAGUGGGACCAACGUAGGCUUUAACCUCCAAAGAAAACACUUCCUCAGCAUUUUGAACUGUUGUGCAUCAUUUGCUACAGCACACUAUGUUUCUGAGCUGAGUCAAACUCUGCAAACAUAGGCGUUGGUGACUAUUGUGUUUCUUUGCAGAGGUGUCAGCUGUGGGAUCAUGUGUGAACAUUAAACAGCUCUCUGAAGUCGGAUGUUUGAUAUGAAGGCAGAUGAACAAACAAUGUGAACGUGGUUAAUAGAAUUAUGACCGUCAUUAUUCAGAGCACAGAGGAAGGUGAAUAUUCUGAGACCUGCUCAAAUAAAUACAAGCUGUAUCAACCAAAUGAAUAGACGACACAGAUAAAGGUCACUGAAUGUAAAUCACCCGAUCAUCAGGUCACCAGUAGCACCAGGAGCAAAGUAAAUAGUUGAGAAUGGCUUUGAGUAAUGUAUCUACCAAGAAACUAUAAUUAUUAGUCUUUAAAAAAUAAGAAAUAUCAUUUCCCCUUGAUAUGUUUGAAACUGAAUUACACUGAGGAGUUUUACUUUUUACGACAAAAUAAAUUUUAUGAUAAAACCCA
Seriola dumerili (greater amberjack) is the source of this 2367-nucleotide messenger RNA. It is a transcript of the gene slc35c1, whose product is annotated as solute carrier family 35 member C1. Gene Ontology annotation, molecular function: antiporter activity. Bases 117 to 1217 code for a protein of 366 amino acids. NCBI's taxonomy places the organism in Eukaryota, Metazoa, Chordata, Actinopteri, Carangiformes, Carangidae. Gene Ontology annotation, cellular component: Golgi apparatus. Gene Ontology annotation, biological process: protein O-linked glycosylation via fucose; GDP-fucose import into Golgi lumen. The transcript has 2 exons. The record is from RefSeq and is a predicted model, not a curated record.